Molecule: messenger RNA, 1723 nt
Organism: Pipistrellus kuhlii (Kuhl's pipistrelle)
Lineage: Eukaryota; Metazoa; Chordata; Mammalia; Chiroptera; Vespertilionidae
Gene: MBLAC1
Product: metallo-beta-lactamase domain containing 1
Exons: 1
Coding region: 662-1495 (277 amino acids)
Source: RefSeq, a predicted model, not a curated record
UUUUUUUAAGAAUCGGUUGCAACCUAAAUUUCAAUCAACUACCGUGCACACAUCGUAGCUGGCUGAUGUGGCAGCGCCCCGCCCAGGGAAAAGGGCGGUUGGCUGCCGUCCUGUUAGAAGCUAAUGGUGCUUGGUAAUAACGUUGCAGCCCAGGGAAGCUGGCAGGGAUACCAGGCCGAGGACGGUAUUUGGGCCGGGGUCCGGGUCCGCGCUCAGAGAACGCGGCCGGGUUAGAACUCCUUGGGUGGUCCCGUGCCGGCCGCCAUACUUGGGCUUAUGGGAGCUCGCAGGGGACAAAACCCUUCGCGUUUUCCCCCGUUUCCAUCCUUGCCUCAGAACCUAAGGGGCGUAAAGCUGGGUCCAAGGUACAGAGCGGGUUAGGUUAUAGUGAAGGAACUAAAAAGGACCUCCUUGGGGGGUGACGAGCGUGGACCUACCACGAGACGGUGACAAGGCGGGGGCCCAAAAAACGCUGAAAAAACGCGCCGCUUCACGUGGAAGAAAAAGGUUGGGCGAUACCAUCCAUCCUCGGAAGGGGGCCGAGGGCGAUACCAUUUUAAGAGAGGGGGCGGCAAGAACGGAGACCACUUGUCGGAGGUUGCGGGGAGUGUGGGGACCCUAAGGGGCUGGACCUGGGCCCGCAGCCCCGCUUUCGCCGGCCAUGAGCGGUGUGGUGCGGACCGAGCGGCUGCGCGGGGAGGCCCCGCUGCGGCUGCCCGGCGACCCCUUCUCCGUGGUGGUUCUGCUGCGGGGCUACGUGGAGCCGGAGGGAGUGGGCGGCGCCGUGCGCGCCGACGGCUCGGUGACCCUCAUCCUGCCCUGCGCCUCCAGCCGCCUCCAGCCGCGGCCCGAGAGCGGCGAGGCCAAGACCGCCCUGGAGGAGGCCGCCCGGGGCCCCAUCCUCGUGGACACCGGAGGCCCCUGGGCCCGGGAGAGGCUCCUGAAGGCCCUGGCGGAGCAGGGCGUGGCCCCCGCAAACGUGACUCUGGUGGUGGGAACCCACGGACACUCGGAUCACAUCGGGAACUUGGGGCUGUUCCCAGGGGCCGCCCUGUUGGUCUCGCACGACUUCUGCCUCCCCGGGGGCCGCUACCUUCCCCACGGGCUCGGGGAGGAGCGGCCCUUGCGGCUGGGGCCGGGACUCGAGGUGUGGGCCACGCCCGGCCACGGGGGCCAGCGGGACGUGAGCGUGAUGGUGGCGGGCACGGUCAUGGGCACCGUGGCAGUGGUGGGCGACGUGUUUGAGAGCGAUGGGGACGAGGACUUCUGGCAGGCCUUGAGCGAAGACCCGGUGGCCCAGGAGCGGAGCCGGAAGAGGGUCCUGGGCACUGCCGACGUGGUCGUGCCUGGUCACGGAGCGCCCUUCAGGGUGGUCAGGGAAGCCUGGAAUCCAGAGGCAAAGGAUCCUGUGGCCACAAAUGAGACCGGGAAGACACUGGACGCCUGCGAGGAAAGCCCUCCCACCCAACCCCCCAGCCAAGGAACUGCCGUCUAGAUUAAGAGAGGACCCACCCAGGCAGCCAGAGUCAGAGGAGUCAGGGUGGUCACUUCCAGCGAGGACAGAGUGCUCUGACACUGCUGUCACCAAUAUCACUAUUUUUGCAACCAAACUAGGACCAAGAACGGACCAACUGUGCCACCUCUGGGGGCUUCGUUAACAAAAGGGGAGAUUAUCCUUGGGAGAGUUGUCCCAAAUAAAAUUUGGAAACUGCAUUGAAAAUCA